Messenger RNA from Pieris napi, 5159 nucleotides. It is a transcript of the gene cert, whose product is annotated as ceramide transfer protein. The record is from RefSeq and is a predicted model, not a curated record. Gene Ontology annotation, cellular component: Golgi apparatus. Bases 143 to 1807 code for a protein of 554 amino acids. Gene Ontology annotation, molecular function: phosphatidylinositol-4-phosphate binding. Lineage: Eukaryota; Metazoa; Arthropoda; Insecta; Lepidoptera; Pieridae. Gene Ontology annotation, biological process: ER to Golgi ceramide transport. The transcript has 12 exons.
CUUGUCUAUUAACUGUCACCAUUUAUCAAAAUCAAAGUUCAAAAAGCAAAACAUUUUCGGUAGGUGUAACGAGAUAGUGUUUUUAUUACAAAUAUUUAUUUUAAUUUUGUUAAAUCAUUUCGAUACGAAUUUAAAUUCAAUCAUGUCGGAUGAAAAUAUUACUGUGAGUGACAAUUCAGAUUUAGAAGACAUAGCUCCUCCGGAGUUGCGCGGAUACUUGAGUAAAUGGACGAAUUAUAUACAUGGGUGGCAAGAUAGAUUCAUCGUGUUAAAAGAUUCAACAUUGUCCUAUUACAAGAGUGAGCUGGAGAGUAAUUUAGGAUGUCGCGGUGCACUUUGUUUAAAAAAAGCUAAAGUCAAGCCACAUGAAUUUGAUGACCGUAGAUUUGAUGUGUCUGUAAAUGAUUGUGUAUGGUACUUAAGGGCAUCCAAUCCUGAAGAGAAGCAACAAUGGAUUGAUGUUUUAGAGUCAUUUAAGGUGGAAUCAGGGUAUGGGACAAAUUCAGACAGCAGCUCUAAUGGAGGUGGUCUCAGAAGACAUGGAUCUAUUACCUCUUUACAGUCAACUGGAUCUCAUGGCCGCACAUCCCGCCGUCUGGCUGAAAAAAUCGCAGAGCUCGAGACAUACAACGAUCUAUUGUCAAAGCAAGCAAUUCAACUGCAACACUAUUUUGACGUUUGUAUCGCGGGUUACCCACAGAUAAACGAUGACAUUGCUGAAGCAAUUGACGCUGUCAAAUUGGCGGACAGUAUAGACCAAAAGAAAAACCUGAAUCAGGUGAGAGCGACAAGUACAUCAUUCCGGGCGACUUGUAGCGCGACUAUCGCCACGGUGCAACAUUGUGUCGACUUGUUGAAGCGACGUGAGAAACAGGCGCGAUCCGCUGAAGAGUUAUACAUGGCUUUGAAGAAUCAGUUGAAUGAAGCUCGCUUGGCGUCAAAACCCGGUCCCGAUCACGAGGAGGGACCCCACUCUACCCUACCAGACGACGAGUUCUAUGAUGCGGUUGAGACAGGCUUCGACAAAAUGGAGGAAGAGAGGUGUGCCCGCGUGUCCUCACCCACGGAGGUCACAAGGGACGAGGUGGAACUGCCACCGCCGGCCAUUGAUAACAGACUAACAGUGCAUCCAUUGUGGGCAGAGAUCGACAGGAUAUCCACGGAACAGAUUCAGGCUGCAUUUGAAGGUGUAGGAGGAGAGAUUGGUUGGCAGCUCUUCGCUGAGGAGGGGGAUAUGAGAAUGUAUAGGAGAGAAAUGGAAGUAGAUGGAAUGGUGAUGGAUCCGCUGAAGGCGAUACACAAAGUUCGGGGCGUGUCUGCGAGGGAGAUGUGCCAUUACUUCUUCAACCCGAGAUACCGAUAUGAGUGGGAGACGACCCUAGAGACGAUGAACAUCGUGGAGGCCGUGUCGUCGGACACGCUGGUCUUCCAUCAGACCUUCAAGCGCAUCUGGCCUGCCUCGCAGAGGGACGCGCUCUUCUGGUCGCACGUGAGGGCCGCGCCCCACAACACCUACGCCGUCACCAACCACUCCACUGCGCAUCCGGAUUACCCGUCCAACACGGGGGCCUGCAUCCGUCUGCUGGUGACGGUGUGCCUCGCGUGUCGCUCCACGUUCCCGCCCAACGAGACCCCCGGACGGGAUAACAUCACCACCAGUAUCGCUUACUGCAGUACCGUAAACCCCGGCGGUUGGGCGCCGGCUGGGGCCUUGCGAGCGAUCUACAAACGUGAAUAUCCGAAAUUCCUUAAACGAUUCACGAACUACGUGGUCGAGCAAUGUCGGGAUAAACCCUUAGCUAUCUAAAAAUAUAUAAAGAAGUCUGUUGGGAUAUCGUUUGUACCGUAUUGGUUAAAAUCAAUAUAUUUAUUGUUUUUGUGUCUGGACACACUGAAGCCAGGGUCAAAACUAUUAACUACUAAAAAUACUCUAACUGAAAUAGUCCACAUAAAAUAUUUUAAAUUUACGCAUUACCUAUUCCAGCACUAGAAGAUUAUGACGCGGUUAGGCGAACGAGGCCUUAUUUUGAUUGUUAGAUCUCAUAACUUCCUAAUUUAAUUGUUUGUCAAAGUCAAAGAUAUCUAUGUAUGUAUGUCAAAUUUCGUAAACACAGUGGGAGCAAAUACACGAUUAUGUCGAAAUUAUUUACUAUUGUAAGUUGUCAAAGUGAUUGAGAUGUUACUCUCUUCAGUCUUUCGACCGUAAUAAUAUUUUUAUUUGUUUUUGUUUAGUGCCUUUAUAAACGCGUACGCGUACACGCGCUCUUAGAGCCGAGAAACGUGUACGCACAACUGCUUUAUAAUUUGCACUCAUCGCCUAGAAGUCAUCAGUAUGAUCCGACCGUCUCUGCUAGUUUAUAAUUUUGGAUAUAAUUAUAUCAGGUCACGGCGCAGUAUCUAAAUCUCUUUGAUGAAUAAUAAUUUUUCAGUAUUUUUGAAAGUUAAGUAUGCUAUACUUGAAAAUACUGUAUAUAGUGAAAAGCAAUAGAUCUGUAAUCUAUGUAAAGUAAACUGUAUAAUGUAAUAUAUGUCUGAUAUGUAUAAAUCCAAACAAAUAUCCUAGGACAUAUUUACGUUUUAAAUGAUUAUUAUACGUUAGGACUAAAAUAUAAUAUAAAUGUAUUUAUAAGAUGUAUGGGGGUUGUCCUGUUGUCGUUUGAGAUAUGUUUAUUGCGGCCCUUUGCCCAUUUGCCCAUUUGCCCAUUUGCCUCGAGGCUUAUUGGAGUUAGCUAACUGUCGAUUUCGAAUGUUAUCUUUUGCUGUUGGAACCUAAGUUGGAAAUUGUCAGGAUUUUUGUUAAAUUUGUCACGUGACACGAGAAUUGUCUAAGUCUGCUCAUUUAAUUGUCAAUGCACGAAAACCAAUGCCCGUCACUGGGUAUUGGAAUCGUCUGAGUUCCUGAUAUCACAAUAGUAGUUUAAAAUGGCGGAUUUUAGAUAAUUUACUUAAGCUUGAGAAAAAGUUCGACAAAACGCUAAGCAAAACUGUAUACGACUGAGAUUAGGUCACGCUUUGUCACGUGACGGUUUUCAUACAAAUUUGUCACGCCUCCUGAAAUGUGAUUUUGUCUCUGCCCCUGGGCUAGGUUCGGAAGUUUUUAUCUGUCGGUCGUAAAUUGUCAAAUGCCAAAAAUACAAACUGUCACCCAUGGUAACUUUGACUAAUUAAAAUAGACUCGGCCGUCACACAGGCGACAUAAUAGCCAAUAUAUUCGAUAGAUUUAAGGAAUUCAGGCACAGACUAUUUCCGCCAUGUGCAUUAACUGAAUUAAAAUAAUGAAAGAUUUAUUUUUUAUGCUCAAUUUUUCUGACGCGAAUUAAAUAUCGAUAAGUGUAAUUUGAUAAAGUCGAUGGAUCGUAUCGGAAUUUUAAGUAAACAUUUAAUCGUAACCGCGUUUCACUGGCGCUGUCUCGUUUUACUAACCGGUGAGUGUAAGGGUCAGCAAUAUAGUGAGUUAGGACUUGUUUUCCAGUUUGCUACUCUGACCAUCUAUAAGUUCACGUUUAUUGAGCAAAUAUUUAUUUAAAGCCAAAAGCUGGGCACAUAUUUUAAGCCUCAUUCAUUUUUAUUAUUGUAAAGCAGUGUUGGCUUGAAUGUGCGCAUUUAACAUUAGCUGGUACGUUGAAAAGGUCUAAAUAUAGAACUCUGAGGCCAAGACCUAAGCGCCACUUUUAUUAUCUUAUUUUAGUACGUUAAGGAAUUUCCAUUUAUAUUAUUAAAAAAAAAGAACAUUUUGCGACCCUUAGUAAAGUUAAGAUUUGAUUAGAUUUUUAUAUUUUACACGACUCGACUUCCUCAGACUACAUUUAUCGUUACGUGAAGUACUUAUUUUGUUUGGGCACAGACGAUAAAAAUCAUGUUAGACUAUUAUUUUUUAACUUGACGUUUAUUUUAUUAACAUUGAGCUUCCGCAAAUUUCAUUCCAAAUAUUUUAUGUACAGAUUUCCUUAACAGGUAUGCUAACUGUUUGCUAAAACGAGCCGUUUAAGUGUCCAGUAAAUUAAUUCUUUGGUUAGAUUUCUUUGACGGAUAGAUUAUAUAUGGAUCGAGCUUUGUCAACGUAUUUGUCAUAUUUGCAAAUGAAUGACUGUAUAGGAUUAGCAUAGCGGUUUUGGGAUUUGGUGAAACAGAUCGAAUUGAUGCCAUAACGGAAUUAUCGUGAGUACAAAGGGACCUAUUUGUUGUUACACUUUCCGUAUUCUGGAUUCACCGUUAUUUAGUUUAGAUAUUUUAAUAUUAUAUAUAAUUGAUUGUGUUAGAGUUGUGUGAAGAAUAACCCCCCUUUUUGAGAAAUAUAUCCUUAUUGCAGCCUUUCAACUAAAGCGUGUCUCUUUUAAUAAAUCGUGAACACAAUUUGACAGAAAGGGACUAGCACUUUAGUUAAAAGGGUGCUAUUGGGCGGUUUUUUGAUUUUUUUAAAUAAAGGUUCUUAUAUAUUUUCAAUAAAUGUAGUCGGAUUAUAAUAUUAUUUAAAAAAAAACACGGUUUUUAACUCGUUUUUCUGAAUUUGGUUAUGCGUCCUUAUGAAUUGUCAUUUUCAAGUUAUGUCCGUGUCGAUGUCUUUGUCAAUGUCAAGUUUUAUGACAAUUUGUUUUUAAAUUGUUUAAUAUUAUCUGUACGUUACUACGUUGGAAAAAUCCAUUUUUGUUUUUAUGUUUUUGAUUUUCAAUUAUAAAACCAAACAACAUACAUAGCCAUCUUCAGACAACUCUAACACAUUUUUCCAUGACGUGAUUGGAUGGAUAUUUUCAAUUAUGUCAAAGAAUAUGAAUUUUGUGUAUAUCGAAAUCGGGAUUAAAUUGCAUUUAAUCUGAUUACUGGAAUGUCUACUAUCACAAAAUACAUCCCCGUUUUUGUAUGGUGGUUAAGUUUGAUUACUUGUAAGGACAGACUCAGCGCGAAUUAAAAGAAUUUGAAAGACCAAAUAUGACUUCCAUGUGUCAAAAACACAUGGAAGUCAUAUUUGGUCUUGUCUCAAGUUUGAAUUUUUACAGUAGGGGCGGAUGCUUGGGUAAAGAUUAUUGUUAGGUAACCCGCCUUUGUAAAAUAGAGAUAUUACCAGAACGUUAAAAUAUUUAAAUGGCGGGAGGUCUAUUUUGUGAUAGGUUUUGAGAAUGUUUUUUUUAAUAAUUGUUUAUAUUAAAAUGUUUUAUCAUUUA